AUCUCUGUUAUUAGAUUCUUCCACUUCUUUUCUUUAAAUAACUAGUGUUUUUCUUCUCUUCUUCCUCCCCGGCCCUUUGCUUUUUCUCCGUCUCUCACUUCACACUUCUUCUUCGUCUUCUUCGUAGAAAGAAAGACAGAGAGAAAGAUAAGAUGGUGUUAGGAAAGCGUCAUGGAUCUCUGAUCAAGAGAACAACAAGCAUGAAGAUGAUCACACUCGAUACGCCCACGAUCUAUGAUGCAUCUCAGCCGUCCGAUCAUCUGUCCAUUCAUCCGCACCAUCAUAAUCAGACGGUGGUGAUGGCUACUUACUACGAUGAUUUCUUGAAGACUUGUAGCCUCUGCAAUCGAAGUCUCUGCCAUCAUCGUGACAUUUAUAUGUACAGAGGGAACAACGCAUUUUGUAGCUUAGAGUGCAGGGAGAAGCAAAUUAAGCUGGACGAGAGAAAAGCAAAGAAAAACGGCUUCGUAUCAUCCAAGAAACCAAUUCGUAUUUAAUCGAUCAUGUAUGAUCUCUAUGAUAGUUAUAAAAAAAAAAAAAAAAAAAAAAAAAAAAAAAAAAAAAAAAAAAUCUCUAUGCUAAUAAUAAUUUUUCCUUAUGGGUAAAAUUAGUAUGUGUUUGCGUUUAGUAUAUAAGAAUGAUGAAAGUUACGAGAAAAAAAAAGAGACUAAAUGAUUGUGGUAGCGAUCAUAUAUAGUAAUGUAGUUUCAUAAGCAUGAUAAAUUAUGAGCUGUAGAGUAAUCGAAUUUGCUUUGUUCGUGUGAUUUUUCGUUGUGAUGUUUAAUAUGUAUGUAAUGUAAUAUCAAUAUUGAUGUAUAUAUGUAAUCAGGUGGUCUACAACUUGUUGUAACAUAUGAUUGCAAAAGACUUUUAUAAUAUCAGAUGGACUGAUUCUUAAAUGUA
Messenger RNA from Camelina sativa (false flax), 903 nucleotides. Its product is annotated as protein INCREASED RESISTANCE TO MYZUS PERSICAE 1-like. NCBI's taxonomy places the organism in Eukaryota, Viridiplantae, Streptophyta, Magnoliopsida, Brassicales, Brassicaceae. The record is from RefSeq and is a predicted model, not a curated record.